AUGUUCCUUUUUCUCUCUGUCAUUGUUUUAUAUUCUAUGUGUCAGGGUGGUGUGAAUACUCAAUCCAUUCCCAUUCCCACUGAUCCUGAGGGUGUGGAUGGUUCUGGUGUUGCUUCUUUUUUUGAACAUGAAUGGGGAGAAGAUCCGAAUCAUCACGACUUUGAAUGGGAUUUGGAAAGUGAUCCUUAUUAUAUGAAUUCCUAUAGUUCUAGAAAACUAAAGAAUCUAUGUGGUUAUAGUGGACCAAAUAGAUCGAUUUAUAGAAAUUACAAUGGUUAA
Molecule: messenger RNA, 279 nt
Organism: Naegleria fowleri
Lineage: Eukaryota; Heterolobosea; Eutetramitea; Acrasida; Naegleriidae
Exons: 1
Coding region: 1-279 (92 amino acids)
Source: RefSeq, a predicted model, not a curated record